Messenger RNA from Cyphellophora europaea CBS 101466, 1374 nucleotides. Its product is annotated as tubulin gamma chain. Gene Ontology annotation, molecular function: structural constituent of cytoskeleton; GTP binding. The transcript has a single exon. Gene Ontology annotation, cellular component: nucleus; gamma-tubulin complex; centrosome. The coding region runs from base 1 to 1374 and encodes 457 amino acids. The record is from RefSeq and is a predicted model, not a curated record. Gene Ontology annotation, biological process: microtubule nucleation; mitotic spindle organization; mitotic cell cycle. Lineage: Eukaryota; Fungi; Ascomycota; Eurotiomycetes; Chaetothyriales; Cyphellophoraceae.
AUGCCCCGUGAAAUCAUCACCAUCCAAGCCGGCCAAUGCGGCAACAACAUUGGUGCGCAGUUCUGGCAGCAGCUCUGCCAGGAGCAUGGCAUCUCACGCUCCGGCGACCUUGAGGACUUCGCCUCCGACGCUUCGGCCGCGGGCGAUCGGAAAGACGUCUUUUUCUACCAGAGCGACGAUACGCGCUACAUUCCACGCGCCAUCCUGAUUGACCUGGAGCCCAGAGUCCUGGGCGCGAUCAAGACUGGCCCAUACAAGAACAUCUACAAUCCGGAGAACUUCUUCGUCGGCGAGCAGGGAAGUGGCGCCGGCAACAAUUGGGCCGCGGGAUAUGCGGCGGGCGAGCGCGUGCAGGAGGAGAUCUUUGAUAUGAUUGAUCGUGAAGCAGAUGGCAGUGACUCGCUCGAGGGCUUCAUGCUACUGCAUUCUAUCGCGGGCGGGACCGGGUCUGGAUUGGGGAGUUACCUGCUCGAGCGGAUGAACGAUCGAUUUCCCAAGAAGAUCAUACAGACGUACUCGGUGUUUCCGGACACGAAUACCGGCGACGUGGUGGUCAACCCCUACAACAGUUUGCUGGCGCUACGGCGACUGACGCAGAAUGCGGAUAGUGUGGUGGUUCUGGACAACGGUGCGUUGUCAAGGAUCGCGAGCGAGCGAUUGCAUGUGCAGGAACCGAGUUUCCAGCAGACAAAUCAACUGGUCAGUACGGUGAUGAGCGCAAGCACGACUACUCUGCGGUAUCCCGGAUACAUGCACAACGAUCUGGUGGGAAUUGUGGCUAGUCUGAUCCCGACACCACGAUGCCACUUUCUCAUGACGGCCUAUACUCCGUUCUCCGGCGACAAUCUGGAUCAGGGCAAAACGGUGCGUAAGACUACGGUGCUGGACGUUAUGCGCCGGUUGCUGCAGCCCAAAAACCGCAUGGUCAGCGUGGUACCUAGCAAGAGUUCGUGCUAUCUGUCUAUUCUCAACAUCAUACAAGGCGAGGCAGACCCCACGGACGUGCACAAGUCACUCCUACGUAUCAGAGAGCGCAAAAUGGCAACAUUCAUACCCUGGGGACCAGCGUCGAUUCAGGUGGCAUUGACCAAGAAGUCGCCUUACCUCCCGAAUACGCACCGUGUGAGUGGGUUGAUGCUCGCAAAUCAUACGAGCGUUGCGACACUGUUCAGAAGGGUGGUGUCGCAGUACGAGAAGAUGCGCAAGCGUAAUGCUUACCUGGAGCAGUACAAGAAGGAAGCGCCCUUUGCCGAAGGGCUUGGGGAGUUUGAUGAAGCGAAGGAGGUGGUGAUGGGUGCGGUGCAGGAAUACGAGGCGGCAGAACGAGAGGAUUAUCUGGACCCAGAUGCAGGUGCGAAGGGCGAUGGCGCGUGA